CAUUCGGUUAUUAAAAAAUGCGUUAGCCGUAUGUAAGAAUAUUAAUCCGGUAUUUGUACUACAAACUGAAGUUGUAAUUUUUAAUUUUUUAAAUUGAUUUCGUUAUAUCUUACUGAAGUUAUUGACCUGAAAAUAUUCAAGAGGUUUCAAUUUAGUUACCAUCCUGAAAUAAGAUGCCAUCUUUGGAAGUAGACAAUAAUGGAAGUAAUUCUUCUAUUAAUGGUGACGAUCAAUCAAAAACGUUGUCUGGGCCGAUAAUUGGAAUAAUAUAUCCUCCGCCAGAAGUGAGGAAUAUUGUUGAUAAAACUGCUAGUUUUGUAGCUCGAAAUGGGCCUGAAUUUGAAGCGCGUAUCAGACAAAAUGAAUUGGGCAAUGCAAAAUUCAAUUUUUUGAGUUCAGGGGAUCCAUACAAUGCGUAUUAUCGGCACAAAGUAAAUGAAUUUAGGGAGGGAAAGGAUGCGUCGGGCGGUCCAAGUGUUAUUACUGGUGUAAAGCAGUUAUCUGUUACAAGUGCUGCACAGCAAAAGCAACAAGAACUUCUAAAACAAGUAGCUGAGCAACAAUUUGUGCCAAAAGAUCCUCCUCAAGAUUUUGAGUUUAUAGCAGACCCUCCGUCUAUAUCUGCUUUAGAUUUAGACAUUGUAAAGUUAACGGCACAAUUUGUAGCCCGAAAUGGUCGUCAAUUUCUGACAAAUCUCAUGAACCGUGAGCAACGUAAUUUCCAGUUUGACUUUUUACGACCCCAGCACUCAUUGUUUCAAUAUUUCACAAAAUUAUUAGAGCAGUACACAAAAAUAUUAAUUCCUCCCAAAGAUCUUUUAAACAAAUUACGUAUAGAAAGUUCGGAAGGACGUAACAGUAUGAAUUUAGUUUUAGAGCAAGUAAAAUACAGGGCAAAUUGGCAAAAGCAUCAAGAAGCUCAACGUCGACGUGAAGAGGAGAAAGUUGAGAAAGAGAGGGUGGCUUACGCUCAAAUAGAUUGGCAUGAUUUCGUAGUGGUUGAAACAGUGGACUAUCAACCUUUUGAAACAGGCAAUUUUCCACCGCCUACAACACCAGAAGAAGUAGGUGCUCGUGUACUAAUGGAAGAAAGAUUGCUGGAAGAAGAUGGGGACAUAGAAAUGCAAAUUGAAUCGGAAGAAGAAGAUAAUCAAGAGGAAACAGUCCGACUUAAAUUAUCACAAAUGGAAAAUCGUACUGGCAUACAAAUGAAAGGCACUACAUAUAAUCAACAAGGAACUAACGUGAAGAAAGAUAAUACACAAGUUCAAGACAUGGACGAAGCCUCUAGUGAUGAAGAGUCUCCAUCUAAUUCAAAGAUGCAGCCACCAGUAACACCUCUUCUACCACCAACACAUGAUAAGGUUGUGGUUAAGAAAUACGAUCCGAAAGCUAUUCAGCAAAAACAACCGAAGCCAGCACCUACAGAUGAGUAUUUGAUUUCUCCAAUAACCGGGGAAAAAAUACCAGCAUCAAAGGUGGCAGAACAUAUGCGUAUUGGUUUAUUGGAUCCCCGUUGGGUUGAACAGCGUGAUAAACAUACUGUUGAAAAAAUUAAUCAAGAUACAGUAUAUGCUGCUGGUACUGCUAUUGAGGCUAGUCUAAAACAAUUGGCAGAACGUCGUACAGAUAUUUUUGGUGUUGGCGAUGAAGAGACAGUUAUUGGAAAGAAAUUGGGUGAAGAGGAAACAAAGAAAGAUGAUCGCGUCACUUGGGAUGGGCAUACAUCAAGCGUGGAGGCAGCAACACGAGCGGCUCGAGCUAAUAUUACUUUAGAAGACCAGAUUCAUCAAAUUCAUAAAGUAAAAGGCCUUCUUCCAGAUGAAGAAAAAGAAAAGAUUGGGCCUAAACCAGUUAGCAACAAACCUUCUUUAUCGGCUCCACCACUAUCACAUCAAGCAUCUAUUAAAGGUCAUUCUCAACUUGGACAUCAUGUUGUUUCUCACCAUCAUCAUCAAUCACAGCAAUCGUCACAACAGCAAACACACCCUCAGCCAUCUCCGCAUAAUAUGCCACCUUCUGCACCAGUAAUGAUGAUGCCAAUGAGACCACCGCCCCCAAUGUUGGCUCCACCAUAUCCCGUAGGUGGUUAUAUGCCUAUACAAUCCGGUGGACCACCGCAAAUGCCAUCCGUACCAAAUAUAAUAGAUCAAACAAUGAUGCCCCUUCCACUAAUGUCAGUAGAUGAAGAGCCACCGAAUAAAAAAAUUCGAUCAGAAGACAAUCUGAUUCCAGAAGAAGAGUUCAUAUCGAAACACAAGAGCCCCAUUACUAUUCAAAUACAAAUUCCUAAUGUAGUUGACAAGUCGGAAUGGAAAUUAAACGGGCAAACAAUUGCAUUUUCAUUAUCGCUCGCAGAUACUGUUUCUAAUUUAAAAGCGAAGAUUCAAGAUGAAACUGGAAUGCCACCUGCUAAACAGAAAAUUUCAUAUGAGGGAAUGUUCUUCAAGGAUAGUAAUACUAUGGCGUUUUAUAAUCUGCUUAGUGGUGCCACUAUACAUCUACAAAUCAAAGAACGGGGCGGACGUAAAAAAUAAAUGUUUAAAAGAUUACUUUCAAAUGCCACUUGGUGGACACUGAAAAAAUUCUACUAAAGUUAUUUACUUUAAGCGGUAAUAAAUAAAUAUAGUAAGCGUGACACUAUAAAUAUAAAA
This is a messenger RNA of Bactrocera dorsalis (oriental fruit fly), 2654 nucleotides long. RefSeq names its product splicing factor 3A subunit 1 (gene Sf3a1). The transcript has 9 exons. Bases 174 to 2537 code for a protein of 787 amino acids. Gene Ontology annotation, molecular function: RNA binding; protein binding. Gene Ontology annotation, cellular component: U2 snRNP; catalytic step 2 spliceosome; U2-type prespliceosome. Gene Ontology annotation, biological process: mRNA cis splicing, via spliceosome; regulation of alternative mRNA splicing, via spliceosome. NCBI's taxonomy places the organism in Eukaryota, Metazoa, Arthropoda, Insecta, Diptera, Tephritidae. The record is from RefSeq and is a predicted model, not a curated record.